AAUCAAACUCACCUCUUGCGAUCCUCGAAACCCGCCGUCAAUGGCCGCCACCUCGUCCUCCAUGGCCGCCUCCAGAGCUCUCUUGAGCCCUCAAUCAGAGCAGCUGCGGUCGAGGCGGCGAACUCGCCGACGACGUCGGCGAUCGACAAAUCGGUCAACGCGAUCCGGUUCCUGGCCGUCGACGCCGUCGAGAAGGCGAACAGCGGCCACCCUGGGCUGCCGAUGGGGUGCGCGCCGCUGGGCCACAUCCUGUUCGAUGAGAUGAUGAGGUAUAACCCUAAGAAUCCGUACUGGUUCAAUCGAGACCGGUUCGUGCUCUCGGCUGGCCACGGAUGCAUGCUUCACUACGCGCUGCUGCAUCUCGCCGGAUACGAUAGCGUCAAGGAGGAGGAUUUGAAGGCUUUCAGGCAGUGGGGCAGCAGGACUCCUGGUCACCCUGAGAACUUUGAAACACCAGGGAUUGAAGUCACCACUGGCCCUCUUGGUCAGGGUAUUGCGAAUGCUGUUGGAUUGGCGCUUGCAGAGAAACACUUAGCUGCGCGAUUCAAUAAGCCCGAUAAUGAAAUCAUCGACCAUUAUACGUAUACUAUACUUGGGGAUGGUUGUCAAAUGGAGGGUGUUUCAAAUGAAGCUUGUUCUCUAGCCGGGCACUGGGGUCUAGGUAAAUUGAUUGCAUUCUAUGAUGACAACCACAUCUCCAUCGACGGAGACACAGAGAUUGCGUUCACCGAAAAUGUGACUGCACGAUUUCAAGCCCUCGGGUGGCAUACUAUCUGGGUUAAGAAUGGGAAUACUGGCUAUGAUGAGAUCCGGGCUGCAAUCAGAGAGGCAAAGGCUGUUAAGGACAGGCCAACCUUAAUCAAGGUAACAACCACCAUUGGUUAUGGAUCACCAAACAAGGCGAAUUCUUACAGCGUGCAUGGGAGUGCUUUGGGUGCUAAAGAAGUUGACGCAACAAGAUUGAACCUUGCAUGGGCUCAUGAACCCUUCCAUGUGCCUGAAGAAGUGAAGAGUCACUGGAGCCGCCAUAUACCGGAGGGCGCUGCGCUCGAGACUCAAUGGAAUGCCAAAUUUGCUGAAUAUGAGAAGAAGUACGAGGAGGAAGCUGCAGAGUUGAAAAGAAUCAUCUCUGGGGAAUUGCCUGCAGGAUGGGAGAAGGCUCUUCCGACCUACACAACCGAAAGCCCAGCUGACGCUACCCGAAAUCUAUCACAACAGUGCCUUAACGCGCUCGCAAAAGUCAUCCCUGGAUUCCUUGGAGGCAGCGCCGACCUUGCAUCAUCUAAUAUGACACUACUCAAAACCUUCGGAAACUUCCAGAAGGACACGCCCGAAGAGAGGAACCUCCGCUUUGGUGUCAGAGAGCACGGCAUGGGCGCUAUCUGCAACGGUAUCGCCCUCCACAGCCCUGGCCUCAUCCCCUACUGUGCCACCUUCUUCGUCUUCACAGACUACAUGAGGGCCGCGAUGAGAAUCUCAGCCCUGAGCGAAGCUGGAGUCGUUUACGUGAUGACCCAUGAUUCCAUCGGGCUCGGUGAAGAUGGGCCCACCCACCAGCCCGUCGAGCACCUCUUCAGCUUCCGUGCAAUGCCUAACAUUUUGAUGCUCAGGCCAGCUGAUGGCACUGAGACUGCUGGGGCUUAUAAAGUCGCGGUUCUUAACAGAAAAAGGCCAUCGGUCCUUGCUCUCUCUCGUCAGAAACUCCCUCAGCUCUCUGGAACUUCAAUCGAAGGAGUAGAAAAGGGAGGAUACGUAAUCUCAGAUAACUCUUCUGACAACAAGCCUGAUCUUAUUCUGAUGGCGACCGGUUCUGAGCUUGAGAUUGCUGCGAAGGCAGCUGAUGAACUGAGGAAAGAGGGAAAAGCAGUUCGAGUUGUUUCAUUUGUUUCCUGGGAGUUGUUUGAGGAGCAAACUGAAGAAUAUAAAUCGAGCGUGCUUCCCGAAAACGUGGAAGCCAGGGUUAGUAUCGAAGCGGGAUCGACGAUGGGAUGGGAGAAAUAUGUAGGGAAGAAGGGCAAAGCUAUUGGGAUUGAUAGAUUUGGGGCAAGUGCUCCUGCCGGAAAAAUUUACAGGGAGUUUGGAUUGACAGUGGAGAAUGUUGUUGCAUCUGCAAAGGCCCUGUAAGUUAGUGAGAUAUACAGAAGGCUUGAGAGAUUUUUUUUUAGAGUUUCUGCAGAUUGAUGAAGAGUAAUAAAGAAUUAUGAGUAUUGGUCUAGUUUUCUUUCAGUUUUUUGUACUUUUUUAUGUUGCAUUUGCUGUUGUCAUUGAGUUAUUAGUAAUGUAUAUUGUUGUCAGUUUGUUGCUCCAGUGGUUAAGCAUUGAAUUGUGAGUCUGUGACCAUCAAGAGGAGGAUUCAGUUCCUCCUCCGUUUCAAUGAACUAGUGUGAACACCGUGCAAAACACGAUAUAUUUUUGCUACA
Asparagus officinalis (garden asparagus) is the source of this 2420-nucleotide messenger RNA. RefSeq names its product transketolase, chloroplastic-like. The record is from RefSeq and is a predicted model, not a curated record. Gene Ontology annotation, cellular component: cytosol. The transcript is spliced from 8 exons. Gene Ontology annotation, biological process: pentose-phosphate shunt. NCBI's taxonomy places the organism in Eukaryota, Viridiplantae, Streptophyta, Magnoliopsida, Asparagales, Asparagaceae. Bases 223 to 2124 code for a protein of 633 amino acids. Gene Ontology annotation, molecular function: transketolase activity.